Peromyscus leucopus (white-footed mouse) is the source of this 10451-nucleotide messenger RNA. It is a transcript of the gene Tnrc18, whose product is annotated as trinucleotide repeat containing 18. NCBI's taxonomy places the organism in Eukaryota, Metazoa, Chordata, Mammalia, Rodentia, Cricetidae. The record is from RefSeq and is a predicted model, not a curated record. Gene Ontology annotation, molecular function: chromatin binding.
GGCUGCGGGUGGCGGAGGGGAGCGGCGGCCGAGGGAUGGCGGGCAGUACGGGCGCCUAGCCGCGCCAGGAACCGCGGCGGUCGCCGGAGUCGCUGUCGGAGCCUGGAGCCCGGAGCCCCGCCGCGCCAGACGUCGUGUGCGCCUCCUCGCGCAUCUCCGCUCGGCCGCCCGGAGGGGACUCACCGCGGGUCGUUCAUGCGCCCCGGGCCGCUGGCCCGUGGUUGAGCGCAAGCCCCGCUGGCCGCCGCCAUGCACGCCGCGGAGCGCCCGCCACCCGAGGACACUAGGACUACAUCGAGGCCGAACUUUUAAGUCCAACUGAAGCAGGCCGGUUGGCCGGGUGGGGAGGCUGACCGCGGCACUCCCGCGGAGGAUGGAUGGCCGAGAUUUCGGGCCCCAGCGGUCCGUCCACGGCCCCCCGCCGCCGCUGCUGUCCGGCCUGGCCAUGGACAGCCACCGCGUGGGCGCGGCCACCGCCGGACGCUUGCCCUCCUCGGGCUUGCCAGGUCCCUUGCCGCCCGGGAAAUACAUGGCCGGUCUCAACCUGCACCCGCACCCGGGCGAGGCCUUCUUGGGCAGCUUUGUGGCCAGCGGGAUGGGGCCCUCGGCCUCGUCUCAGGGGAGCCCAGUAUCCCUGACUUCUGACCUCUCCUUCCGCUCCCCCACCCCCAGCAACCUGCCUAUGGUGCAGCUGUGGGCUGCCCGAGCCCAUGAAGGCUUCUCCCACCUGCCUGGUGGGCUGUACCCAUCCUACCUCCACCUGAACCACCUGGAGCCCCCCAGCAGUGGGAGCCCCCUCCUCAGUCAGCUGGGUCAGCCCAGCAUCUUCGAUACCCAGAAAGAUGGCUUCUACCUGCCUGCGCCUGGGACCUUGCACUCUCACGCACCCUCGGCCAGAACCCCCAGUGGCCACUCCUCAGGUGGUCCAGCCAAAGGCUCCUCCCGGGAAGGUGCAGGGAAGGAUCGCUCAGGCCGUGGUGGAGACCCCCCUCCGUUGUUUGGCAAGAAAGACCCUCGGGCACGUGAGGAGGUAUCCGUGCCCCGUGGUGUGGUGGACUUAACCCAGGAGGCCCGAGCUGAGGGCCGCCAGGACCGUGGGCCCUCACGCCUGGCUGAGCGCCUGUCACCCUUCUUGGCAGAGGCCAAAGCCAAGGGUGCUUUGCAGCCAUCCACCUUGAGCCUAUGCAAUGGCGCGGUGGACGCAGGGCUGGUGGCCGAAUUGGGCCGUGGAGGUGCCAAGGAGGUGGCCAGGCAGGAGGAGAGUGCUCGGCUGCUGCGGCGGGCGGAAGCUCUGCUGCCCACGGCAAGGCCCUGUGGGUCCCCACUGCCACCACCACCACCGCCGCCACUGCCUCCCAAGGGUCCCCCUGCACCUCCUUCCUCGACACCAGCUAAUGUCUACACCGUGUUCCGUGAACCAGGCCGUGAGCACCGCGUGGUGGCACCCACCUUUGUGCCUUCUGUGGAGGCCUUUGAUGAGCGUGUGGGACCCAUCCAGAUAGCAUCUCAGGCUCGUGAUGCCAGGGCCAGGGAGCGUGAGCCAGGCCGUCCUGGCGUCCUGCAAGGUCCCCCUGGAUCUCCACGACUGGAGCGACCAGAGGUCCUGCGGGAGAAGAGUUCUGUCAUCCGUUCCCUCAAGCGUCCACCUCCAUCCGAUGGACCUCCAGCCCGAUCCUCUCGGUCCUCCCCCGAUGCCCGCGCCUACCUGCCCCCCAAGGAACUACUCAAGCCUGAGGCUGACCCGAGGCCUUGUGAGCGUGCACCCCGAGGCUCUAGCUCCUCUGCUGCCCAGCAGGCUGCUAAAUUCUUUGGCCUGGAACCAUCCCGACUUCCCGGGCCGGAGCACAAGUGGAAACCUUUUGAGCUGGGCAACUUCGCCACCACGCAGAUGGCUGUCCUAGCUGCCCAGCACCACCAUGCCAGCCGAGCUGAAGAGGAAGCAGCUGUCGCCACAGCAUCCAAAAAGGCCUACCUGGACCCAGGGAGUACAAUGCCCCGUGCCCCGGCCCCCUGCGGCAGGCCUGGUGCCGACCUCCACUCUGCAGCCCAUGGACCCGGAGAGGCCUCUGCUAUGCAGAGCCUCAUCAAAUACAGUGGUAGCUUUGCUCGGGAGGCCGUGGCCGUGCGCCCUGGCGGGUGGAAGAAGAGCCCCUUUGGAGGCCUGGGAACCAUGAAACCCGAACCUACACCCACAUCUGCAGGUCCCCCCAGAGCCCAGGCCCGACUUACACACUCUGGAGUCCCUGCAGCUGGAGGGGGCCGGCAGCUGAAACGGGACCCAGAGAGACCUGAGAGCGCCAAGACCUUCGGGCGGGAGGGCUCUGGUGCCCAGGGGGAGGCGGAAGUGAGACACCCGCCUGUGGGCAUUGCUGUGGCUGUGGCGCGGCAGAAGGACAGCGGCAGCAGUAGCCGGCUGGGGCCUGGGCUGGUAGACCAGGAGCGCUCUUUGUCACUGAACAACGUCAAAGGGCAUGGCCGGACUGAUGAUGACUGCGAUCGAGCCAGACACCGGGAGGAUCGGCUGCUAGGUACACGGCUGGACCGCGACCAGGAGAAGUUGCUCCGAGAAAGUAAGGAGUUGGCUGAUUUGGCCCGUCUACACCCCACCAGCUGUGCCCCUAAUGGUCUGAACCCCAACCUCAUGGUGACCGGGGGCCCUACGCUGGCAGGCUCGGGACGCUGGUCUGCUGACCCCGCCACUCACUUGGCCGCACACCCCUGGCUGCCUCGCUCGGGCAGUACAUCCAUGUGGCUUGCCGGACACCCUUAUGGCCUGGGACCCCCCUCUCUACACCAGGGCAUGGCCCCCGCAUUCCCACCUGGCUUAGGGGGCUCCUUGCCAUCAGCCUACCAGUUCGUCAGGGAUCCCCAGUCUGGCCAGCUGGUGGUUAUCCCUAGUGAUCACCUGCCUCAUUUUGCUGAGCUAAUGGAACGAGCAGCGGUCCCUCCCCUCUGGCCAGCCCUGUACCCGCCGGGCCGCAGCCCCCUGCACCAUGCCCAGCAGCUGCAGCUCUUCUCUCAGCAGCACUUCCUGCGGCAGCAAGAGCUGCUGUACCUGCAACAACAGGCAGCCCAGGCCCUGGAGCUGCAGCGGAGCGCACAGCUGGUGCAGGAACGAUUGAAAGCACAGGAGCAUCGGACUGAGAUGGAGGAGAAGGUGAAUAAGAGGAGCCUGGAGACCACGGCCAAGGCCAGCCUGAGUGCUACAGGCCCAGGGCUACUGCCUCGCAAGCCUACCGGCCUAGCUGCAGGCCCCACAGGCACCCAUGGCAAGGCUGUGAGCCCACCCCCGUCUCCCCGAGCCUCCCCUGUGACCUCUCUGAAGGCCAAGGUUAUCCAGAAGGUGGAGGAUGUGUCUAAGCCACCAGCCUACACCUACCCUGCCACGCCUAGCUCGCACCCCAGCAGCCCGCCACCUGCCUCCCCACCACCUACCCCUGGCCUCACCCGCAAGGAAGAGGCUCCUGAGAACGUGGUGGAGAAGAAAGACCUCGAGCUGGAGAAGGAGGCGCCCAGCCCCUUCCAGGCCCUGUUCACAGAUAUCCCCCCCAGGUACUCAUUCCAAGCCCUGCCACCACACUACGGGCGACCCUACCCCUUCCUGCUGCAGCCCACUGCGGCUGCUGACGCUGAUGGCCUCGCCCCUGAUGUACCACUCCCAGCUGAUGAGCCUGAGCGCCUGGCACUGUCUCCUGAAGACAAGCCCAUCUGCCUGUCACCUUCCAAGAUCCCAGAGCCACCCCGGGACAGUCCAGAGGAGCCCCUGCCGCUCGCUGACCGUGAGGUGAAGGCUGAGGUUGAGGAUGUCGAAGAGGGUCCCACGGAGCUGCCUCCCCUCGAGUCACCAUUAGCUCUGCCUGUCCCAGAGACCAUGGUGGCUGUCAGCCCUGCAGGUGGCUGCGGAGGUGGCCUGCUAGAGGCCCAGGCGCUGAGCACAGCGGGUCAGGGCUGCCGGGAGCCCUCUGAAGCCUCAGACUUUGCGCAAGUGGCUGAACCACAGAUAGCUACCGGUAGGACAGAGCCCUGCGUGGCUGCCCUGGAGCUGGGAACUCAGCUGACACCUGAGCCACUGGUGGAGACUAAGGAAGAGCCGGUGGAGGUGCCCCUGGAUGUGCCAAUGGAAGGGCCCAUGACAGAGGCAGGGCCUGAGGACAGCCUGCCCCAGCCAUCCCUGACUGAGCCUCAGCCCAGCCUAGAGCUCUCAGACUGUGACUUACCUGUCCCAGAGGGCCAGUGUCUGAACUUGGAGGCCCAGGAGGCUGCACCUGCUCCGGGCAGUACCUGCUAUCUUGAAGAGAGCUGCUCUGAAUCACUCCUGCCAGGCCUGGAGGACCCGCUGGCCGGCAUGAAUGCACUGGCAGCUGCAGCCGAGCUGCCCCAGGCCAGGCCUCUGCCCUCUCUGGGUACUGGGGUACCAGCCGGGGAGAAGCUGGACACAGCCCCCAGCGUAGGCCUGGAACACAGCUUCCUGCAGGGCAUCACCCUGCUGAGUGAGAUAGCUGAGUUGGAGCUUGACCGCAGGGGCCAAGAGGUUGUAGGUGCAGAUCCAAACCUGGCCGUGCGACCCUCGUUGGAGAGCCUGCUGGCCGCCAGCAGCCACAUGCUGAAGGAGGUGCUAGACAGCCCCUUUUCAGAUCCGUUCAAGAACUUGAGGCUUCCGCGUGAACUGAACUCCAACAAGAAAUAUAGCUGGAUGCAAAAGAAGGAGGAACGGAUGUUUGCUAUGAAGUCUUCCCUGGAAGACAUGGAUGCCCUGGAGCUGGACUUCCGGAUGCGACUGGCAGAGGUCCAGCGGCGGUACAAAGAGAAACAGCGUGAGCUGGUCAAGCUCCAGCGACGCCGGGAUUCGGGGGACAGGCACGAGGAUGCCCAUAGAAGCCUGGCACGCAGAGGCCCUGGCAGGCCGCGGAAACGGACCCACACCCUGAGCGCCCUGUCGCCCCCCUGCAAGAGAGGGAAGAGCCACAGCGGUAGCGGAAAGCUAAACAGCAAAUCCCUGCUGACUUCAGAUGACUACGAUCUGGGAGCUGGGAUAAGGAAGAGGCACAAGGGGCCUGAGGAAGACCAAGAUGCCCUCAUCAGCAUAGGGAAAGCCCGGGGCAGGAACCAGAGCUGGGAUGAUCACGAAACCUCAUCUGACUUCAUGAGUCAGGUCAGUAAAUCAAUCUUGCAAGACUCUGGGAUGCAGUCCUCAACUUGGAGGUCUGGAGGUCACACCAGAGACAAUGAACCUUCUCGAUGGAGGACGGUUGGUCCCUACUUGCGAGAGACGCGUUUCGACUCAGUGGCUUCGUCUCGGUAUCAUGGCCCUCAGCGGCUAGCUACUCCCAGUGGCUCCCUGGUGCAGCAAACCCCCAGGUGCCGGGCUGGGCUCAUCGUCUCGUUAGAGCUCAGUCGAGAAACAACGUUCAAUUUGCAAGAGUGUUGGGCUUCGGUUGCCACGGUUUAUGAGGGGGUCAAAAAUGGAUCUCCGGGAGUGCUGCUGGCCGAGGAUCCGGCCCCCUCAGCUCAGUCCCCAGGGCGCUCCACCACCGAAGAACGUUCUGGCUCCUGCUUUGCCACGUCAGCAAGACUGGAGCCAGGGUGGGUGGUGGGAGGAGGUGGGGGCAGCAUGCACCCAGGUCAGGACCUUGAUUUGUUCCUUGUUUUCUGCAUGCCAGAUGACAGCUCAGAAGAGGAUGAGGAGGAAGAGCUGGAGGAGGAGGAAGAAGAGGAAGAGGAAGCCCUUGGUAGCUAUAGGCUGGGUGCCGGGGAACAGGCCCUGUCGCCGAGCCUGGAGGAGAGCGGGCUGGGCCUGCUGGCUCGCUUUGCGGCCAGCGCCCUCCCCAGCCCUGUUGUGGGACCACCUCUGUCUGUGGUGCAGCUGGAAGCCGAGCAGAAGGCCCGCAAGAAGGAGGAACGGCAGAGCUUGAUGGGCGCAGAGUUCGAGUACACAGACUCAGAGAGUGAAGUCAAGGUUCCCAAGCAGUCACCUGCUGGGCUGCUGAGGCCCAAGAAAGGGGUUGGGGAUCCAGGCCAGUCUAUGGCUGCCCCUGUACCUGGCACCCGGGCUUCCGGUCCCACCAGCCCAGACAAAACCAAGCUGGCCUCAGAGAAGGGACGCAGAGCCCGGAAGAUACGUGGCCCCAAGGAACCUGGCUUCGAGGCAGGGCCAGAGGCCAGUGAUGAUGACCUGUGGACGAGACGCAGGAGCGAGCGUAUCUUCUUACAUGAUGCCUCAGCCGCAGUCCAGGCACCCAGCAACACAGCACCUGCACCCAAGCCCAGCCGUUGUGGCAAGGGUGGUGCCCCAAGCCCACGCAAGGACACCGGCCGAGCCAAGGACAGGAAGGACCCCAGGAAGAGGAAGAAAGGGAAAGAGGCUGGAUCAGCAGCCACGCUGCCACCAGCCCGUGUUUCCACCCUGCCUGACUCCAGAGCGCCUCACACAGGGCCCCUGGCGACCGCCAAACGGAGCAAGGCCAAGGCCAAAGGGAAGGAGGUGAAGAAGGAGAACCGAGGGAAAGGGGGUGCUGUGAGUAAACUGAUGGAGUGUAUGGCAGCAGAGGAGGACUUUGAACCCAACCAGGACUCAAGUUUCUCUGAGGAUGAGCACUUGCCCCGAGGUGGGGCCGCAGAGCGACCUUUGACCCCAGCCCCCCGCUCCUGCAUCAUUGACAAAGACGAGCUGAAGGAUGGGCUACGUGUGCUGAUCCCUAUGGAUGACAAGCUGCUGUAUGCGGGACAUGUGCAAACGGUGCACUCACCCGACAUAUACCGUGUGGUGGUGGAGGGCGAGCGUGGGAACCGUCCCCACAUCUACUGCCUGGAGCAACUACUGCAGGAGGCGAUUAUAGACGUGAGGCCGGCCUCCACACGCUUCUUGCCCCAGGGGACCAGGAUCGCCGCCUACUGGAGCCAGCAAUACCGCUGCCUCUAUCCAGGCACGGUCGUCCGAGGGCUGCUGGACCUGGAAGACGAUGGAGACCUGAUCACCGUGGAGUUUGAUGAUGGAGACACAGGCAGGAUCCCCCUCUCACACAUCCGCCUCUUGCCGCCUGACUACAAAAUCCAGUGUGCUGAGCCAUCCCCGGCUCUCCUAGUGCCCAGUGCAAAACGCCGUAGCAGGAAGACCAGCAAAGACACUGGGGAAGGCAAAGAAGGGGCCGCCACAGCACCUCAGGAGGCUACAGGGGCAAAGCCGCGAGGGCGAGGACGGAAACCCAGUGCCAAAGCCAAGGGUGACAGAGCUGUUGUCCUGGAGGAAGGGGCUGCCACAGAUGAGGUCCCCAGUGCUCCCUUGGCCCUGGAGCCCAUCAACACCCCAAGUUCCAAGAAGAGUCCCCCAGAACCAGUGGACAAGCGGGCCAGAGGCCCCAAAGCUCGCUCAGUCUCUGCACAGCCCAGUCCCGCGCCACCCACCUUCUCCAGCUGCCCAGCUCCUGAGCCCUUUGGGGAGCUACCAGCCCCCACUGCCGCCCCACUCAUCAACAUGCCUGUCACCAUGCCUGCCACUCGCCCCAAACCCAAGAAGGCUCGGGCCGCCGAGGGGUCAGGUGCCAAAGGUCCCCGGAGGCCAGGGGAAGAGGACGAACUGCUCGUCAAACUGGACCAUGAGGGGGUCAUGUCCCCCAAAAGCAAGAAGGCCAAAGAGGCCCUGCUCCUGCGGGAAGAUCCAGGGCCCGGGGGUUGGCCAGAGUCCACGGGGUUGCUCAGCCUGGGUAGCUACUCACCGGCUGUUGGCAACAGUGAGCCCAAGGCCACCUGGCCCAAGGCUCUGGAGGGAGACCUCACUCAGGAGCCCGGGCCAGGGCUUCCUUUAGAGGAUUCUGGCAACUCCAAAAGCCCAGACAAGGCCCAGGCUGAGCAAGAUGGGGCCGAGGAGUCGGAGACCACCAGCAGCAGCAGCAGCAGCAGCAGCAGUAGCAGCAGCAGCAGCAGUAGUAGCAGCAGCAGCAGCAGCAGCAGUAGCAGCAGCAGCAGCAGCAGCAGCAGCAGCAGUGGUUCUGAAACAGAAGGCGAGGAAGACACUGAGAAGAGCAGGGAGACCGGCCGGGGUGCAGGGGGCCGAACCUGCAGUGCUGCCAGCUCCAGGGCAUCUUCUCCUGCCUCCUCCUCCUCCUCCUCCUCUUCCUCUUCUUCCUCCUCCUCCUCCUCUUCUUCCUCUUCCUCCUCCUCUUCUUCCUCUUCCUCUUCCUCUUCUUCCUCCUCCUCCUCUUCCACCACAGACGAGGAUUCUUCCUGUAGCUCAGAUGAUGAAGCAACCCCUGCGACCGCAGCCAGUCCCUCCACGCAGCCAGCGCUCCCCACCAAGGUGUCCAAGCCACCUAGCAAGGCACGCUCCUCAGCUCACUCCCCAGGCAAGAAGGCGCCCCCUGUCACCCAGCCACCGCCCCAGCCCCCACCCCAGCCCCAGCAGACUCUGCAACCCAAGACCCAGGCUGGGGCUGGGGCCAAGAGCCGACCUAAGAAGAGAGAAGGCGUGCACCUGCCUACCACCAAAGAGCUGGCCAAGCGGCAGCGUCUGCCAUCCGUGGAGAACCGGCCUAAAAUUGCUGCCUUCCUACCCGCCCGGCAGCUUUGGAAGUGGUUUGGCAAGCCCACUCAGCGGCGAGGCAUGAAGGGCAAGGCUCGCAAGCUCUUCUACAAAGCCAUCGUUCGAGGCAAGGAGAUGAUCCGAAUUGGGGACUGUGCGGUCUUCCUGUCGGCUGGCCGCCCCAACCUACCCUACAUUGGCCGGAUCCAGAGCAUGUGGGAGUCGUGGGGCAACAACAUGGUGGUCCGUGUGAAGUGGUUUUACCAUCCGGAAGAGACCAGCCCGGGCAAACAGUUCCACGAGGGCCAGCACUGGGACCAGAAGUCGGGGCGCAGUCUCCCUGCAGCCCUGCGGGCCUCCAGCCAGAGGAAGGACUUUAUGGAGCGUGCCCUGUACCAGUCCUCCCAUGUGGAUGAGAACGACGUUCAGACAGUGUCCCACAAGUGCCUGGUGGUGGGCCUGGAGCAGUAUGAGCAGAUGCUAAAGACCAAGAAGUACCAGGACAGCGAGGGCCUGUACUACCUCGCGGGCACUUAUGAGCCCACCACAGGCAUGAUCUUCUCUACAGAUGGCGUGCCUGUGCUCUGCUGAGUGCCCCCUACCCAGCGGGGCCCAUAGAGACCCCUCCCCACCACUGCCAUGGCGCGGGACCAUGUGUGUUGUGUGCAUGCCAGUGUGCUCGUGGGCGUGUGCAUGUGACCAGGUGGACGCCCCAGGCAAGUGCGAGUGUGUACAUGUGUGUGCCCGUAUGCAUGCACGUGUGUGCACACAUGUGCACACAUCUCUAGACCCUUUCUGGUCAUCCCCUGGUGCCCUCAUGCUGAGACACCUCCCCCACCCCCACUCCCACCCCCCACACCCAGCUAUCAGGGUCCGGCUCUGCUGUCCCGUCAGGGUCAUCUCAGAGGGGACUUCCCUCCAGCACUUUGUAUGCGCUUAAUGAGGCUGCCCUCCGAGCUCUGGGCCUGUGUAGACUUUGAAUCUGUGGAUGGGUGAGGGAGAGUUCCAAGGACCCAAACCGAUGCUUGGUAUCGAGUUCAGCCACACCCAGCACGGAGCCCAUCGAAGGCCUUCCACCAUGGGCCGGAGGGCCCCAACGCCAGCCAGCUUCACCAAUCACUGGGCAUCUGGGUGCCUGCAUGCCCGGCCUCCACCCUCUCAGGACAGCCUGGACUUGGGGAACAAGGCAGGGGAGGGCAGCCCAGGAGCAUCACCAUACCUGGUGGGCCCCCCAGCCCAGACCCUUACACUACAGAAAACCCCAAUGGUGCUGAAACCCGCGCCCACGCCCGGCACGGCCCGCCCGGCCCCCUCCACCAGGAGGAUCCGAAAGGUUACCUGUACAGUUUAUUGUAGCCUGCCCCUGUAUCAUACACCUUUAAAUGGAGUCAACUUUUUAAUUAUAUAUAUAAAGAUAAAUAUAUAUAAAUAUAUAUAUAAACUUUUUAAAACUGUGAAAAAUAGCUAUGAAAUUAUAAAAAAAAAACACAUUCUGACGUGCAGAAUAUUAUUUUUUAUUUCCUGUUAGAUUGUGAGUGUCUAGCACCGGCUUUAUGCCUCCCCCCAACUCCCCUGCACCCUCACCCCUGCCCAUGUGUACUGUAUGUGCCCCAAAUGGACGAGAGAUGGAGAUAGACAGAGGGGCCCCAAGCCCAGCCCCCAGCUCAGCCCGAAGCACUUAACCAGCCCCCCUGUGCCUGCCAGACCCCAGUGGGGUCCCCGGAGGCUUUGAGCAGACAAUCUUGAAGGAAGGAAAAGCCAGACUUCGGUUUUGUUUUGUUUUGUUUUGGGGGGGAGUAAUUACUGUUUCCUGAUUUUUUUUUUUUUUAACAUUUCUUUUGGAAUUUUGUUUGUUGGCAAAUUCUGUGUGAUCUUUUUCAUAAAAAAAAAAAAAGAAAAGAAAAGAAAGAAAAGAAAAAAUUUAAUUGGAAAAAUA